This is a messenger RNA of Eptesicus fuscus (big brown bat), 837 nucleotides long. RefSeq names its product nuclear receptor interacting protein 2 (gene NRIP2). The coding region runs from base 163 to 837 and encodes 224 amino acids. The transcript is spliced from 6 exons. NCBI's taxonomy places the organism in Eukaryota, Metazoa, Chordata, Mammalia, Chiroptera, Vespertilionidae. The record is from RefSeq and is a predicted model, not a curated record.
AUUUAUUUCCUCUUCCUCCCGCCCAGACCCUCCUGUCAGGAGAGCUGCAGCCCAGACGGAGACAGGCAGGAAGCUACAGGGACACAGGAGGCAGAGGACGGCAGGAGGACCUCUCAGAAGCCCCCACCCGGUACACCAAGCUCCUCAAGUCUCCCAGUGGCCAUGAGCACCAGGCAGGAGACCAGAAGAGAGGGGGGAGACUCCAGCAGGAGGGGACAGGGGGCAGAGCUUCGGGACCGAGCCCACCUGAGCCAGCAGCGCCGGCUCAAACAGGCCACCCAGUUCCUGCACAAGGACUCCGCCGACCUGCUGCCCCUGGACAGCCUCAAGAGGCUGGGCACCUCCAAGGACCUGCAGCCGCAUAGCGUGAUCCAAAGACGCCUGUUAGAAGGAAACCAGAGUCGGAGUCAGGGGGAGUCUCCCCUGGUGCAGGCCCUGAUGCACGGCCAGGAGAACAGGAGGAAGACGAACACGCCAGAGAUUCCAGCUCUUCUGGUCAAUUGCAAGUGUCAGGACCAGGUUCUCAGGGUGGCCGUGGACACAGGCACCCACUACAACCAGAUCUCCACUGGAUGCCUCACCCGCCUGGGGUUAGGGAACAGGGACCCAGCACCUGGACUCCCACCCCAGGUGGAGCAGCUGGAGCUACAGCUAGGCCAGGAGACUGUGGCAUGCUCAGCUCAGGUGGUGGAUGUGGAGAGUCCUGAAUUCUGUCUCGGACUGCAGACUCUGCUUUCUCUCAAGUGCUGUAUCGACUUGGAACACCGAGUGCUGCGGCUGAAAGCCCCCUUCCCAGAGCUGCCCUUCCUACCUUUGUACCCAGAGCCUGGCCAGUGA